Rhagoletis pomonella (apple maggot) is the source of this 1040-nucleotide messenger RNA. It is a transcript of the gene boca, whose product is annotated as LDLR chaperone boca. Gene Ontology annotation, biological process: protein folding. Bases 88 to 645 code for a protein of 185 amino acids. Lineage: Eukaryota; Metazoa; Arthropoda; Insecta; Diptera; Tephritidae. The record is from RefSeq and is a predicted model, not a curated record. The transcript has 2 exons.
CGUUCUCAGAAUGGACGUAUUUUGUUUACUAAUCUUUUGUGAACGUUGAUUGGUAGUAAAAAGUUGAAAUAAAUAAAACUGCAAAAUAUGCGGAUUUUGAUUUUAAUUGCUUUAUUAGCACUUGUGCCAAGGAGCAUUACCAAAAAGGCAAAAGACGGAGAGAAGCCUGAAUGGGCUAAAAAGGAUAUACGCGACUUCACCGAUGCCGAUUUAGAAAGAUUGCUGGAUCAAUGGGAGGAAGACGAAGAUCCUUUGGAACCUGAUGAACUGCCCGAGCACCUUCGUCCACAACCAAGAAUUGAUCUAUCCAAUCUUGAUAGUACCAAUCCCGAGGAGUUGUUAAAAGCUUCUAAAAAGGGGCGUACGCUCAUGACUUUUGUAUCUGUAGGUGGUAAACCCACACGUGAAGAGGCCGAUACAAUAACAAAACUUUGGCAAACUAGCCUAUGGAACAACCAUAUACAGGCGGAACGAUAUAUGGUGGAUGACGACCGUGCAAUCUUUCUUUUCAAAGAUGGGUCACAAGCUUGGGAUGCAAAAGACUUCUUGGUGAAACAACCGCGUUGUAAAGGUGUUACAAUUGAAAAUAAGGAAUACCCAGGCGCUUGGAGUAGUGAACAUUCAAAUGAGAAACAGGAAUUGUAAUGGCAACUCGUUGAAUUUGCAUUAAAUCUGGAGUAAAUAGUAACAAGUUCAAAAAGAGUAAUUAAUUCAGGUUAUCAAUGUAAGAUACAUCUAUAAGUACAUACUAUGUAUAUUAAUUAUAAUAUUUUUGGAUGGAUUUGUAUGUUAUGAAUUAAAUACAAUUUUGUAUAAUUUAGAUUACAUGGAACGGAAAAUUUAAUAUAUUUAAAAUAGUAUAUCGAAAAAAUAUGAGCUUGUCUUAAGAGUUAAACAUUGAAGGUCCCACCCAAUGGCUCUACCAAAUAACAUGCAUAAAUAAGCAAGUCAUAAGUAACAAAUUUCAACCUAGGAUUUCGUUUAUAAUUUUGAUGAUACUUCUUAAUAAAUCUAUUGUGAAUCGGUAUUAAAAAAAAUAC